Oxyura jamaicensis (ruddy duck) is the source of this 1195-nucleotide messenger RNA. RefSeq names its product cytidine deaminase (gene CDA). Gene Ontology annotation, cellular component: cytosol. Bases 45 to 578 code for a protein of 177 amino acids. The record is from RefSeq and is a predicted model, not a curated record. Gene Ontology annotation, molecular function: cytidine deaminase activity; zinc ion binding. The transcript has 4 exons. Lineage: Eukaryota; Metazoa; Chordata; Aves; Anseriformes; Anatidae.
GAGGUCUACGGGCCCCCCGCGCCCCCCAUGCCUCGGCAGCGGGGAUGCUGCGGGGCGUGGGCCGGGCGCGUGCGGGGCGUUAUCCCGUCGGGGCAGGGCACCCCGUGCCUCCUCCCGGGAAAUCUUUAACCAGUGCAGGCGGCGCAGGCAUGGAGGGCAGCGUGCGGCCCCAGGGCGAGCGCCUGCAGCUGCUGCUGCGCCGCUGCCGGGAGGCCAAGGCCUGUGCCUACUGCCCCUACAGCCGCUUCCCCGUGGGCGCCGCGCUGCUCACCGCCGGCGGGGAGAUCUUCUCCGGGUGCAACGUGGAGAACGCCUGCUACAGCCUGGGGGUGUGCGCCGAGCGCACGGCCAUCCAGAAAGCCAUCUCGGAGGGGCACACUCGCUUCAGGGCCAUGGCCAUCGCCAGUGACAUGGGGACCGACUUCAUCGUGCCCUGCGGCGCCUGCAGACAGGUGAUGAGAGAGUUCGGCAAGGACUGGGACGUCUACCUGACCAAACCCGACGGCACCUACAUCGUCAAGACGCUGGACGAGCUCCUGCCCCUCUCCUUCGGCCCCGAGGACCUGAAGAAGGUGUGAGCCUGCGUUCUGCCCUUCCAGCACCGAGGGAAAGGGGGGGCAGGGGGUGUUGCUCCCCAGUUUUCCCCGAAUGCACAUGGCUCCCCUGGGAUGAUGCGAUGCAAAACGCUUUCCUGGUGUUACGAAGCUCUCCUGUCACUCCCUCUUGAUUCAGCGCUGAUGUGCCCCACCUCGCCGCGGGGGGGCACAGAAAGGCCAAAUCAAAUGGUAGAAAUUCCCUGAUUUUUAUUUUUUUGGAAAAAAAAAAAAAACUCACGUCUGUGAGCACCGAGCUCUGCCCGGGCACCGCUCCAGCUCCAGGAGCAGCUCCACGAAAAGGAGGAGAAUUUGGAUGCAAAACCAGGGACAAAAUGCAGCAAUUUCAGCUCUAAAUAAGAACAGGAAGCAAAAAGCUGCUGCCGGUCCCCAAGGUCAGCAACAGGCCAUUUGGCACAGGGGCAGCUCCGACGGUGCCAUGAGCUGUCACCGGUGACAGCACCCUAAGCCUCUCCUCCUGCCUGCUUCUCUCCAGCAUGUUUGUGCUUGCUUUUCUUCUCUUAGUGGCGACAAAGAAGGAGUUCUGGGGGAGCCCACUGAUUAAUUAUGCAAUUAAAUUAUGCAGAAUGAAAAAAAAAAAA